AUUUCUGGAGGGUGUGGGGUGGUGAGGAGGUUGAGAGUGCUUAAAAGGAAACAGCUUCAGCCCUACCCAACUCCAGAGCUCUUUGACCUCAGCUAACCAGAUGACUCCUUUCCCCCACCUCCAGCAUACUUGAAUGGCUCUAGGUUGGACCUGGGGUGGGGUAGGGGAGGUGGAAGAGUUUGGAAGAGCCAAAGGUACAUGUAGGGGACUACCAAAAGAAGAGUGGGGUCAUUUUCCUCAUUAAAUCCCCACUCUCUUCUCACCCUUUCCAUUUCCUGUCUAACUGGAAUGGGGGUGAUUCAGGGGUUUCCCAUAUGCUCCCACACCUCAUGACUGCCUGGAGGGCAAUGGGUUCACCCUAGCCCUGGGCACCCAGGGAAGAGGGGGAAGGGAGCUCUCAGCACUCCUAGCUGGGAGACAGAAGUGGCCUUUAGAUCAGCAAGGGGCGCCAGCAGGGGUGCUAGAGUGGGCUUUCCUGUUCCUGUUCUGCUCUGUCCCUAGGGAUGGAAAGCAGCCUAAGGCUGGUGGGGGGUGGGGACAUGGCCUGGGGCUGUCCAGGUCCCUGGAUGUCCCGCCCUGGCUCCUGCCCUACCGGCUGGGCCUCCUGCCAGAGGCAGGCUCAGCAGGUCCUAGGGGCGUGGUAGAGCUGCAGAAGCAGAGGCAGAGGUAGCCUUCUGCCUCAGAGGGAGCCUUCUACAGCCAGAAAAGGAGCUGGAGAGGCAGCCAAGUGGAAGCUCAGCCUGCAAGGAGCAGGAGACCCUCAUACCUCAUCCUCCGAUAUCAGCUUCUUCCAUGAGCUCCUUUCUCUACUAUGCCCUCCCUGCCCUGGGGGGCUAUACUCUACUAUCCCUGCUCUUCCUCCGAUGGCCCCGGCUGCUCCAUGUCACCCGGAACCCUGCCUUCCGAUGCCAACUUGCUGCCCACAGAGGGGGUUCUGGGGAACGGCUUGAGAAUACCAUGGAGGCCCUUGAGAACUCCAUGGCCCAGCGAUCAGACCUCUUUGAGCUGGACUGCCAGCUAACCAGGGAUGGCCAAGUUGUUGUCUCCCAUGAUGAGAACCUCUUUCGACAAUCUGGCCUAAACAAGAAUAUUCAGGAUGUGGACUAUGAGGACCUGCCUCUUUACAGGGAGGAAUUGGAAGUGUACUUCUCCCCAGGCCAGUUUGCACAAGGAUCAGACCGAAAGAUGAUUCGGCUAGAAGAUGUUUUCCAGAGGUUCCCCCAAACACCUGUGUCUUUGGAAGUGAAAGUGGAGGAUGAGAAGCUCAUUAACAAGAUAGCCACCUUGGUCAAGCACUUUGGCAGAAGUGAAAUAACCAUCUGGGCAGCUGAAAAGAACUCUGUCAUGAAGAAAUGCCAUGCAGCUAACCCAGAUAUGCCCACCUCUUUCACUGUGAUCCGAGUUAUUUGGUUGCUGUUGAUGUACUAUGGGGGACUAUUGCCCUUCUUCUCCAUUCGUGAGAGAUUCCUGCUUUGCUUCUUGCCCACCAUCAUCAACAGGACCUACUUCCCAUCUUCCUGCCCUGCUGUGAAUAGAUUGCUAGCAGCCAUAAGUAAGAGGCUGAUCAUGAGGAAAAGUCUGAUCAGGCAUCUUGAAGAAAGAGGGAUACAAGUGGUAUUUUGGUGCCUUAAUGAGGAAUCUGAUUUUGAAGUGGCCUAUAGGCUAGGAGCCACAGGGGUCAUGACAGAUUACCCUACUGCCCUUCGAUGUUACCUGGACAAUCAUCCCCAGCAACCUAACCAGAGCAACUCAGACGGGUGACUCAGAGAGCUAACUGGGUCAAGGAUCUCUACAUUUUUUUCCCUUUUAAGUGUUUUGUUGAAGAACUGUUUUAUAUAUACACCACUGUCACUUCCCAGUGAUUCUCCAGCAGCACAGCAAUAAAGAUCUCCCUAGUAGUCAAGCAGAAGGUUGAUUUGUAUUGACUGCUUGGGCAUGUCUGAAAAUGUAUGCCUCCUUCUGUUUAACAUUUCUCUACCGAGAGGCAAGAUAUAUUUCAGAAUUGAGUGUCCUUAAGUCACAACUGGACACUUCUACAUUGAUUAGAAUUCUUUAAAUUUUUCAGUGUUGGUUUCCUUUAUUUUGUUAUCAUCCUAUAUUGUUAUCUCUAAUUCUGCCGAUUUUGCUCUGCACCAGAUUAUGCAGGUUUUCAAGAUUUCUUAAAACACUUCCCUUCACCAGCACAAUUCUCCCUCCCCACUGCCUUUCAUCUCUUAUUCCCCAAUAAAAGUUUUCUUACUGA
This is a messenger RNA of Phascolarctos cinereus (koala), 2242 nucleotides long. It is a transcript of the gene GDPD3, whose product is annotated as glycerophosphodiester phosphodiesterase domain containing 3. Gene Ontology annotation, biological process: glycerophospholipid catabolic process. Gene Ontology annotation, cellular component: endoplasmic reticulum membrane. Gene Ontology annotation, molecular function: phosphoric diester hydrolase activity; phosphatidylcholine lysophospholipase A1 activity. The record is from RefSeq and is a predicted model, not a curated record. Lineage: Eukaryota; Metazoa; Chordata; Mammalia; Diprotodontia; Phascolarctidae.